This is a messenger RNA of Suillus subalutaceus, 1552 nucleotides long. RefSeq lists its product as uncharacterized. Gene Ontology annotation, biological process: phospholipid biosynthetic process. Gene Ontology annotation, molecular function: glycerol-3-phosphate O-acyltransferase activity; glycerone-phosphate O-acyltransferase activity. The transcript has 7 exons. Bases 200 to 1507 code for a protein of 435 amino acids. NCBI's taxonomy places the organism in Eukaryota, Fungi, Basidiomycota, Agaricomycetes, Boletales, Suillaceae. The record is from RefSeq and is a predicted model, not a curated record. Gene Ontology annotation, cellular component: endoplasmic reticulum membrane.
AUCGUAACCCCAACAGCUCUUCAUCCUCAUUUCCGUCGAACAGCAACAGCUUGCAAGCAGACUUGUUUCGUCACACCUCCGCUGCCCUUGCAGCUGGCAAUGUUAUUGGUGUAUUCCCCGAGGGAACGUCGUACACGGAGCCCGGAAUCGUGCAAGUGAAGACGGUGCAGCGUGGGCUGCGGUGGAAUACGCUAAAGCCAUGGAUUUGUCCGGGAUGGAGGGCAAGGAGUUGGUCAUUGUCCCCGCAGCGAUAGUCUAUACUGAUAAGUCCAAGUAUCAGAGCAGAGUCUGUGUCAGAUACGGAAAACCAAUAGCAGUUGGCGAAUAUGCAGCAAGACUGGAUCCGGAGAGUGCUGAUAGCACGCGUUUUGUGGUCAAAGAGAUCACUGCUGCGAUUGAUUCACAGCUCAAGCGCUUGACUGUGAAUGCUCAUGACUGGAAAACACUCCGUGCGGCUUGUGCAGCAAGAAUGGUGUUUUGGAAGAACGAGGAUCGCAUCCCGCUUGACAGAUUUGUCGAUAUCUCUCAAAAGUUUGUCGACGCAUUGUUGCCAAGAAGCGAUGAAAUGGAAACACGGAAGGCCAUUUUGAAUAGAUACCUUGCGCUUCUGCACUUCACCGGCACUUCUCAUUUAGCUCUGGAAGUCCUCUACCCAUUCGUCGAUUACAAUGAAGACUUUCCUAUGCGAGCCCUCCUUUUACCAUCUCGUAUCCGCACUGGUGUGACACUCCUGUUCCAACUGUGCACCACCAUGUUCCAUCCUCGUGCCCUUCUCUUCUUCCCGGUAUUCGUGGUUCACGUUCCAGGGUACAUCACUGGCUGGUUCGCUGCACGGAUGCUGACGAUACCGAACGAGGAAGAGACCAAGGCUCAGUUUAAGGCUAUAUUCGGUGGUAUGGGAUUCGCCUUAUCCUAUGGCCUGCUCAUGCGAGCAUGCGUGAAGCUCGCAGUCAAGUUCACCGACCCAGUCCUUUCCCCAAUUCGCAAGGGAGGUGUUGUUGUUUUCAUCAACAAGAUUGUACGAUUAUCGGCGCUGUGCGACUGCCUCGCUGGAAGACAGGGGUUGUUGAAUAGAGCGCUCGGUACUCUCGCCACAGCAGUUGGGAUGACUUGGUCCCUUUGGAAGUGGCACAACGCCCUUGUGUAUGUGAACUAUAGGCAAUGGAAGCGUUUUCUGACUGCCUUCAGGGUUUUCACUGGCCUCUUGCUCCCUCCAUCUUUUGAUCUACCAGCUGAUCAACUUCUAGCGUAUUCAACUCUGCCACUUCCCGUAGAGAAUCCGUAUGUCAAGCGACACGUAGUUGACCCUCCCAGAAGCAGCAGUGCUCUCGUUGGUGAGGCAACCCAUACAGUGACACAAUCCUCUGUGCGGAAUGCCGACAACGCGAGGCCUGGUGCACAAGCUCCACCGAUUCCUACAAGGCGGCUCAUACGGCACCUAUUCUCCGCUCGUUCUGAGGCCUGCCGUGCACUUAAAGAGUUAUCGGAUGGACAGACGCCGGGAUGAAGCCUGGCAAGCCCACGUUCAUGGUUUCUGAUACGUUAGCAUCUC